This is a messenger RNA of Nymphalis io (European peacock), 6633 nucleotides long. It is a transcript of the gene FAM21, whose product is annotated as WASH complex subunit 2. Bases 160 to 4311 code for a protein of 1383 amino acids. The record is from RefSeq and is a predicted model, not a curated record. Lineage: Eukaryota; Metazoa; Arthropoda; Insecta; Lepidoptera; Nymphalidae. The transcript is spliced from 13 exons.
CUUUGGAGUGCGUAGACUACAUCUCAUUUACUUUUUUGUUUUCUUAAUGAUUUAGUGGUUUUAAUUAGAAAGUUAAUUUAACGUAAACGCUAUUCGGCACUAAGCUUUCUAUUGCCGUACUAGUGAUGUGAAGUGCUAUCUGUAACGUGUUAGUAAAAGAUGGAGGGUGACACAGCAUCCCUCCGAGAAGCGGCUCCAAACUGGAACCUAGCCGGAGAUAAACAGCUGCUGGGGAUGUUGCAGCAAAUUCAUCAGUCGAUUAUGACAAAAUGCCAAGAAGCCAAUGCGAAACUGGAAGCAAUGGUAGAUGCUCUGGACAACGCCAGCAUAGACCUGCAAAAUGUUAACAAUAAAUUCAUGGCAUUAAGCAACAGUCAGUUCGUCGAGAGCCGAGUUUAUGAUGACGAUGUUGAUGUUAAAGUUGAAGAGUCUUCGAUUAAGCAAGAAGCACCGAAAUUUCAACCGGAAAGCGACCUUCAGAAGAUCAAGCGUAGUCUCCAGAAAUUGGAGAUGAUGCACGAGCCAGUCGUCAUCGUCGACAGCGACAGCUCUGAUGAUGAGGAGAGCAGCAUGGUGCUAAAACCUAAGAAUGUUUAUUCAAACCGUCCCGUGCCUUAUGUCAUUGGAUCACAAGCCUGGAACAAUAAAUGGCAUGCAGGUCUUUUGCCUGAGGACAGUGACAGCGAUAGUUCACUGUCUAACCGAGACAUCGUACCCAUGGAGGAGUAUUCGGACUCGGAACCGGAGAUAGCAGAGGAUAUGACAGAGAAACAUGCACAGAGAACUAUAUCGUCGUCGUCGGCGGCGGCGGGCGAGCGGGCGAGCCGCGCGCCGCCCGCCGCCGCCGUGGCCGCGGCGCUCGCCCGCCGGCUGGCCGCGCCCGCGCACUUGCCCGUUCCCGCGCCAGAGGCGAUAAUGUCACCUCCAGAGCCGACUACGAGAAAUGUUUAUGGGAUGGACAAACCGAUACCAGCAACGAUUUUCCCAAGCGAGCCACCUCCACUCGACUCAUACGAGUCGGAUAGAUACUCCGAUGACGACAUAUUCGCGGAACUACACAAGAAACCGAAUCAAAAUAGCUACAGGGAUCCGAAUCGAUCGAGUUUCGGUGCGAAUAAUGUCGUAGAGGAAUUAUUUGGUGACCGUUCGCCGUCUGACGAUAUUGGUAACAUCGUACCGGAUUAUGUGCAGCCGAGUUCCAACUUCAGGGUAGAUUCGCCCUUAUUUGAUGAAGUAUUACCAACACAUGCCAAUAGUGAAAAUUCGACGAACAAACAAACAUCGCCCACGCCCGAAACUAAUACCAAGAAACCGAUAGGUGGUAUAUCUUUGUUCGGAUCGAACAAAGGCGCUGAAAGCAUCGGCGCCGCCAUUUUGAAACGUAAUCGUCGAAAAUCCACUUCCGAUGAAGACAGUAGCGACGUCACUGAAUCACAAACUCAGCCUGCCAAAGAAACUGUGAAAGAGAAUAAGAAAAUUAUCGAAGAAUUAUUCACUAAACCGCUCGUUAAAAAAGAUAAAAAUGUUGCAAAUAAACGAACAGAUAACGUUAAACCUGUUAAAGAUAAAGAUAAGGCUGUUGAAGUUAAGGCUAAAGAUAAAGUAGAUUUAUUCAGUGAUAAUCUAUUCGAUGAUAUAGAUGAUAUAUUUACUACGAAUGUAACUAAACCGAACGUUAAUAAAAUUAAAAAAUCAAUAUUCGAUGACGAUGAUCUCUUCAACGAUGUAGUCGAAAAAACAGAUAAACCGCAAGACAAAAAAGACACAAAAGGCAUAUUUGAUAGUGAAGACGAUUUAUUCACAGAUAACGUUAAAAUUUCAACAAGUAAAGAAACAAAAACUAGUAAUAUGAAAACAGAUACACAUACAGACAUAAGUAAAACGACAAGAGAAAAUGUUAAAGUUAAAAGUAUUUUCGAUGAUAACAGUGAUGAUGACUUAUUUUCAGAUGUAGCUAAUAAAUCUAAACCUAAAGUUGUUGAAGUUAAAGAAAAGAUUUAUAAAAAUGAUAAUAUAAAAUCUAUUGAUAGUGAAAUUAAAACAGAAGAAUCUGCAAAUGUUACUACAUUAUUUCCUAAUGAAAACAAUCUCAAUGUUGAUCAAAAUAUGAUGUCUAAUAAUAAGCCUAAUAAUAAUUCAAUUAUAAAACAAACACAAAGUCCUAAUCUAUUCGAUGAUGAUGAUGAUAUCGACGACUUAUUCAGUGUAAAUACGGAACAAAAAGUUGUUAAAACACUACAAAUUAAUGUUAAAGAAACUCCUUACUCUGACGAGAAGAAAGAUGAAGUGAGUAUUGAUGUUAAUAUAAGCGCAGUAGAAAAUAAAAAUGCAUUGAAAAAUAGUUUUGAAUCGAUUAAAAUAUCAGAUGAUAAAGAAAUAACAAAACAAAAUGUUAAUAAUACAAAAGAGGAGAAUUUAAAUAUUCAAAAACCUGUUAUUACGAGUAAUGAUGAAAAUUUAGAUGAUAACAAUUUCACUAAUAAACAAGGAAUUAAUGAAGAAGAUGAAAUUAUAAAUGAAGAUGAAAUAAUAAAAACAAAUAGCAAUGAAAUUAGUAAGGAAAUUAAUAGUGAUAAAUUUAUAGAUCCAGAUAAAACUCCCGAAGAACCUUUAUUCUCUAAACGAGAUGCGGAAUCGAAAGAACCCGACAUAUUUAGUGAUAUAUUUAAUGACUUACCGCCAGCUUUUGAAAAACCGAGUGAAACUAAAAGAAGUAAAAAUGUAAAUGCGCUUUUUGAUGAUGACUCGGAUGAUGAAGCGUUAUUCUUUAAAAAAAACGACGUGAUAAGCGACGAAAAACCAGAUCUUGAUUUCAGUAGUGAUAGAUUUAGGAUAUUUCAUGAUGAACCACCGGAUAUAGAGGUCGAUUUUUCUCAAAAGCCACUGAAAAGUACAAACACUGUUUCUUAUGAAAAACCUAUUGAUGAGUUAUUUGAUGAAAUACCUCACGUGGAAAAUAUUGAAACAAAAUAUCACGAAGAACAAGUGGUUUCACACUCAAGUAAAGACGCACCGGAUACUAUUUCAAAGGAACCCAUUCAAACAGUGGAUAUAACAAAAUUAUUAGAAGACGUUAGCGAUACAAAAGAAGAUGUUAAUAUUUCGAAGCUCCUCGAAGAUGAAUCAGAUAACGAUAACAAUGAAAUAAAUAAUUUAAAUAGUGAAUCUGCAGUAGAAAAAAGUAUACAAAAUAUUGAACAAAAUAAAUCAUUUGAAUAUGAAUCUAAGGAUACGACAAAAUUAGAAGAAGAUGGUACCAAAAAAACAAUUGGAAAACUCAAACCAAUGAACUUUAAUAUAAACGUGAAUACAUUGAUACCUGGAGCUUCUCCUAAAAAGAACAAAAUAAACGAAGAAACAGACGGACAAAUCCUAUCGACUAAGAGCAAUGAAGACAUUAAUAUACAUAGUCCUAAUAAAACAGAUUCAAAAAUGGUUAAAUCUGUUAGUUUUGAUGGUAAUCCAGACUCAACGAUAUUGGAUAAUAAACUAUCUAAAGACAGACCUAAAAUUCAGGUUAAAAGACGCCCUUCAUCCAGACGCGCUAGAUUAGAAGCAGUUAGAAAAUCUGGUAUAGACUUUGGCUCUGAUUCCACUGAUAAUUCAAGUUCCUUUGACGAACCUAAACCGAAAGAAUCAUCAAAGGAUGAGAUUGAUAAUCGCAUACAGGUAGCAACUGUGGAACUUAGUCAGGAAUCUGAUAAACAACAAAUUGAUGCACCAACAACAAACAAAACAUCAACACAUAAUUAUAAUUCAAAUAUGGAACAUAAAUCAGGUGACGUUUCAAACACAAUAAAACCGGAAGUCAAGUCAAAGAUUGUGUACAUAUUAAACGAUGAAGACAUAUUUUCAGACACUAGUCAAAAUACAUUUAUCAAUAGCGAGAACAAUAGCGGUCAACAUAACAUUACAACCCUCGGCAAAGCUUACGAAGAAAGCUCUAAAAUGGGAACUAUAUCAAAAGAUAAAAAUAAAGAUCAAUCAAAAGAUAGAAAACCUCUUUUCGAUGAUCUCAGCGAUGAGGAACUAUUUGGUAAGAAAUCUUCAAUACAGAAAACGAAAGACAGUGUAUUCGAUUCGGAUAGUGAAGCUGAUCUGUUUAGUAAGAGUGCAGUGAAGCCUGUUGACAAGAAAAAGUUAGUCAGGACUUCCUUAUUCGGUGAUGAAAGCGAUGACGAUGAUUUGUUCGCGAGUAAAACUUCAAAAAUAGCAGAUAUAAAACCAACUCUGCAAAUCCAAUCAACGAACAAUUCAACGGAAGUCGUUUUUGAGGAUCCCUUGUCAUUGUUUGGAGAAGAUGAGACUUAAUGUUAUGAUAUUAUAUAAAUUAUUGUUAUAUUAUAGAAAGAGUGAGAUAUAUAGACAAGAGAUAUAUAUUUAUAAGCAGAUUUGGGCAAAACACAUAUUAACUUUGAUUCUUGUGAGAGCGAGCGGGACGCUCUGGGUCAUUCACUUGACUCACACACUCACUCACUUUACUUUUUUGAUUAAUUUCUUUAUACUGCAAUCGUGGUUUAUGAUUACACAUUGUAAUCGUUAAUCUGAUUACUUUUUGCCCAAGUCUGUUUAUAAGCGGUUUUAAUAUAAUUUGUACGUACGUUUUUCUAUUAGCUAAUUUUCAGUGAUUUUGUACCCCCAGAAAAUAGUUAACAACGUUAUAAAUUAAAUAAUUCCGUGGCCUGGUUCCAAAAGGGUUAAAGCACAAUGCCAGAUCAUUUUAUUUGGCUUAAACUUAGACUUUACUAAAACCAACAAUAUUACCCAAAAUUGCGUAUAUUAUAUAAAACAACAGACAUCCGUUCAUACCUUUUAUCUUGAUAUAGGACCUUUUAGCACCAGUCCACUGAAUUGGUUUUUUUAUUACUAGCUGCUUUACGUUUCACCCGGUUUAAACGUUACUGCUCCUCUUGGGUUUGAUCGUUGUGUUAAAUGUAGUCUAGAUAAGAUCUUUUCUCGAUUUUUAACGCAAAACAAUUUUUUCAUAUCUGUUUUCAUCUUGAGAUAACUGCGUUCCAACGAAUAAAGGAACUCCUCAGUUUUAUGUAAUAUUGAAUUAUGUUCAAUUCGCAGAACGCCUCUUAAGGAGUAAUUUGUCCAGCAGUGGGACGUUUGUAUACUCGUUUUGCUCUAACUAUUAAUCUGGUUUUUUUUGGAUUGAUCUAUGUAACUUCCAUAAAUCUAUUUUAUAUAUUGAUAUAUAACGUAAAUGCUAUUAACACUUAAAUUUAGUUUUUAUUAAAUUUAUUUCCAGUUAAAUGUUUUUUAGAAAUUGAAUUAAUUUCAUUUAAACAUAGUUUUCUAUUCAGAUGAAAGGAAAACAAGGUCGAAGUCGAAAUGUUCGUGUGUUUCAGUUUCGUUUCCGUGUAUGUUGUCUGACGCAAAAACGUUUCUGUCACUUACGUUUUUCGUAAAUUGUUUAUAAUGUCGCUUUAGUUAUGGAGUUCUUGUAGAAUUUUAUAAUGUGUGAUAUAAUAAUUGUUAUUAUAUAAGAUCUUUGUUAUGUUUUGAGUUUUUCAAAGUACAUAUUUUUCCGUCGCUUUAUAUAAAAACCAGAUUACAUAUUAUUCAAAUGGUGGAAGGGAUAUAUAAAUCAGUGAUAUCGUUGAUUCUGGUUCGUCGAUCGAAUGAAUUUAAUUAGGAUUAUAUAGGCAUUGUAGUCAUGUUUUUUUGGACAUAGACUCUUUUUUUUUUUUUUUUUUUAUUUUAGGGCGAACGAUGAAAUUAUGAAGUGCAAUAAAAGAAACAAACAUUCCGAAUAAAUACAUUAUGUAAAUAAUAAAGGCACUGAUUUAUUGUUGAAAAAAUUGUCAUUCGUUAUUUAAAUUAAAAAGAUAUAUGUUUUGUUUUUUAAUUUGAUAAUCGUUACUGAAUUGCGAAAGGUCGUAAGUGAAAAGUUGAUUCGCAAUUUGAAUUGAACAUAUAUAUGUGUGUGUGUUAUAAUAUAAAUAUGAAAGAUGAAUGUUAUGAAAUAUAAGAAAAUAACAUUUUUUUACGCGCUCCUGUCUUUAGUUACGAAAAUUGUAAUUAAAAGUAGCGACAUAUUGUUUAUAUAAUCUAAUAUACAUAAGUCACGGUCCUUGUAUAUAUAUUUGUUAUAUUGGUAUAGUAUAACUUGUUACUGUGAUUCAUGGGUUCAAAUCCCGGGUCGAGAAAAAGUUAUCGAGUUUUUCUCAGAAAUUCUCAGUCGAAGUGAACCCUCUCUCCCGUAUGAGAGAGAGGGAAUUCAGCAUGUAUAACACUAUCUCUCACGCGGCUUUUCUCCGAUAAGAAUAGCCGCCAGGCCGAAAUCGGUAAAGAGAUUUCACGGUAGAGAAGAACAAAGAAAUAUAUUUAUUAUAUAAAGAGAAGAAUCGCGUGUCUAUCCACCCCUAUACAAAAACAGCAUGGACCGAUCAUUUAAAUAUGUAUUUAUAUAAUAUUGCUUAUUUAAAUUUAAAGUAAAUUUAUGUUAUAGUAAUGCUUAUUUCAAUUAAAAGUGUACAAAAUUAAAUAUUAUAUUAGCUACAACAAAUUUAACAUGUUAUAUAGUUCGUAUAUAUUAUCUGUUAUUUUUUCUUAUGACAUAUCAAAAUGUUUUUAAAUCCAAUAAGAUAUUUAAAUCGGCUUUCGUUGACGAUUCUUCACAUUUUA